This is a messenger RNA of Pygocentrus nattereri (red-bellied piranha), 4591 nucleotides long. It is a transcript of the gene nfil3-2, whose product is annotated as nuclear factor, interleukin 3 regulated, member 2. Gene Ontology annotation, biological process: regulation of DNA-templated transcription; circadian rhythm. The record is from RefSeq and is a predicted model, not a curated record. Gene Ontology annotation, molecular function: DNA binding; DNA-binding transcription factor activity. NCBI's taxonomy places the organism in Eukaryota, Metazoa, Chordata, Actinopteri, Characiformes, Serrasalmidae. The transcript has 2 exons. Gene Ontology annotation, cellular component: nucleus. Bases 987 to 2687 code for a protein of 566 amino acids.
AGAGACGAAAACGUGACUAGGCACCCAAAGCGUCCUGUUAUGCAACGAGUGACCUACUAACAUACAUUUGGAGACAGGCAGGCAGAAGCGAGGGAAGGAGGGAGGGAGCACUCAGGAGCAGUUCAACAACAUAACACGAGGAACCAAAAUACAGAGAGGCCACUGAGACCCAUGCCCGCAUUCAAGCCGAGAGCAGAGCGAGCUGAGCGCUGAAGCCGGAGCCCUUAUCAAACCCCCCGAGCGCGAUAAACGAGCGACGGACGAGCGCUCAUUUGGAUACUAGCGUGGAAGCGCCAACGCCUUUUAUCGUACAGCCAGCUGGAGGUUCAGAGAGAGGCUGCACCCCUCCCCAAGAGGCUGACAAGCUGAGACAGACUGAGUGACCUACAUCCUGCAAUACGCCUGGAGCACUGGGCACAUCUUUGACAGCUUGACACAACCCUGUUGAAAAAGGAAAAAAAACUGAAAACAAACAAAGAGAAGGGGUCAGGAAGGCUCUAAGCUAAACGUGUCACAUUCUCCAGACAUCAAGAAUUUUUCUUCUUCCACUCCAUUUGGCUUUGUCCCACUUGCUCUGUGCUAAAAUUACUGUUUGCCAGGCGUGCUUACCCUUAGCGUAGUGCUUAGGAGGGUGGAACAUUGUUCACACUGAGGCCCUCAAACAUUACUUAAAUGCAGGAAACUGUCACAGAGACUCAUCUCUUCUUGAUCUUUUUAGCCAAUCUGGACACUUGAAACAGCAAGGACAUUACAGCAGCAAGGAACAUCAACAAAAUCAAUGAGGUUCACCUCCCCUGGAGCUGAAACACCUCAUAAAGUUUUUGCUGAACCAGCUACAUAGUCAUUCUCAAGGCUAAUAGAAGGAGGAGGAUCUUACCAUCAUUCUGUUGAGCACCUUUCCCCUUCACCCCAAUCCCUCAAAUUCCUAUCACUAAGAGUUUCUAGUGGUAGCAGCAAGCUUCCAAACUGGAUCCCAGCAAGGGACAAUGGAAAUCUUAAACUCGCAAAUCCCAGCAAAUUCUAGUGCAGACAAAACGUUAGACAACCUUGAUAACUUCUCUGACUACAACAACAGUGUUCCUUCACCCAAGGACAACCCUCGCCUGGGCCGCAUUUUAAAAUCCAAACCAAAUAUGACCUGCCGGCGCAAGCGUGAGUUUAUCUCUGAUGAGAAAAAGGAUGCCUCUUACUGGGAGAAGCGUCGCAAGAACAACGAGGCAGCCAAGCGUUCUCGGGAAAAGCGACGACUCAAUGACAUGGUCCUGGAGAACAGAGUUAUUGCACUGAAUGAUGAAAAUGUACGUCUAAAAACAGAACUUCUGCAGCUGAAACUCCGGUUUGGCCUCAUUAGUGCAGCCUCGUACAUGGAGAAAAGUCAACAGAUUGGAGGAACAGUCAGUGGAGCGUCUAAUGCCUCUUCGGCUUCUUCCAGUCAUUUCUAUCCUAGUGGCUACUCCAGUGGCUCUCAAGUGAUGAUGAACUCUGAUUCUUCAGAGGCUGAGCAGUCUGGCCGAGGGGAAGGUCGUGCCCAGUUAGUUAAGUACUCUCCUCGAGGUUCUCUUUCAGAUAUGUCUGAUGGCUCUUCCCGCGACAGUCCAGAGCCAAUGAGCUAUGACAUCAAGCAGGAAGGGGUAGGGCUGGAGAUGGAAAUUGCAAAUGGCACAACCACACAAGUCAUGUUUAGUGUCCACCGUGAGUUGCCCACAACGCAUCACCAACAUACCUUUCAGUCAGGAUAUAACAACCAUCAACAGCAGCGACGGCAUCAGGAGACAAUAAUCAGUGCUGUUGCACCUUCUGUGCAGACUGCUCAGAGAAGCGUCAUCCUGUAUCGCUCCAGCAGUAUUUCAUAUCCUGUAGAGAGUUCAAGACCUGAAAUGACUCAACAGAAAUUGCAGCAGAACCUGACCCAGGCAACAGAGGGGCCCACUGGAAGCACUGAAAGUCUAGCAGAGGUGACGAAACAGCUCGAGAGGAAGACUUUGGACUCUCCACCAUAUGAGUACACGGAUGGAGAAGCAGAAAGGCAAGCAUUCAAGGUCCAACAUCAGCAACUAGCCCUGGAUACUCAGAAAGGUGAUGGUAUGGCACCAGAUCUUCUCCGCAGGCAAGAGGAGGGUGAAGAGAUACAGCUGUACCAUCCCUCUUUUCACAGUCCACAUGAUGAAGAGCCUCCAGUGCUGACCUACGAAGGAGGUCCCAGGAUUGAAAGGUACUAUCAGGGUCACUCGGGAAAGGAUACCUCUUCGAGUGAUGGUGAUCCCCGCAGCUCUGACAAAGACGCCUCCACUGAUGAUGAAUGCCUGUCUUCAUCUAGUUCUGACACAGGUAGCUACCACCAGCAAUCCCCUCUGGAGGGAGGGCCAAACUCCUCCCCGCAAAGCCAAAGCAGAGACAGCCAAGCAGAGGUCAAAGGCACAGCGCUACCACACAAACUGCGCCUCAAACACAGAGCCCUGAGUAAUGGUGGAGCAUCAAGUCAAGAAUCAUCCACUACUCACCAAUUACCUCAGCACCCUUACCUGGCCUUGCCUCAGACCAGCCAGCAGCUUCAAAGUGGUAAAGAGCGGGAAGGUCAGCCAGAUGUAGGGUUCUGCAAGCAGGCUGGUUCAACAGAUGAAAAAAGGAUGGACUGUGGGAAGAAAGAACCCAGUGUACGCAAUAGUAGGAAUAAGAGGCAUGACUAAGAGUGAGGGACACUGUUGUAGGACAUUCUUUCACAGUGUUUGGGUUUACUCCAAUGCCUUGAGAGACUAUGUCAGCUACCAUUUUCCUGAUUUCAAGUCACUGGCAGUAUCCUUUAGCCUCUUCCCACCUCCAGUGGGAACCAGAGACACGGACAUGGAAAUGUCAGUACCAAAAGGAGGGCAGAACGUCUGUGUGCACUGUAUCAUAUCGUAAAGACUGCUCUCUUUCCACAUCUCCUCUGAUAACAGAUGAGGAAAGAUUGAUCUGUUUGCAUUUUUCCCAUAUAACAUGAUGUCAAUGUAACAACAAACAUGGCAAUAUCAACCAUCUGCGAGUCAUUGUAACUUGCUCACUAAUUGUAAAUAUAGAACUUCUACGUGCCCCUAAUGAUUUGUGUUCAUAUUCACAUCAAAUCAGAGGGUGGCUGCUCAUCACAAAAACAUACCAAACAUCUAAGCAUUCUGGGAGAAUUCCCUUGACCAAAGAAAGACAAUGGCUUUAAAUUCCAUACCUCUACUCAUUACUGUCUUCUCAUCUUCCCUUUUCCUGUUCGCCCAAACAUACUCACAACCCCAACCACUGCUUUCUUUUGUCCAAGAACUUGGUUUGUAUAUUACUGUGAUAUAAAUAUUGCAUAUAAAUAUAUAUUUUAAGAAGAAAACAAAAACAUUGUUGAAAAAAAGAAGAGUGUAAAAAAGGCAGAGAGGAUUCAGACGGUUCAGCGGUUUGUCAUCAUCAUCAAUACUGUACAGUAUCAUUGCGUUUACUCUUUGAGACGCCACUUAAAGUAAUUGAUAUUUUCUUUGUUUUUUAUCGUUACUUUGAAAGUUCUCUCUUUUUUCAGCAGCUUACCUUUUUUUAAGAAAAUCAAAAUGCCCCAAAUCCUCGAAAAAACAAAGCUGGCCUAUGUUCAAUUUCAAGAUUAAUGCUGUUACAGGCUAUAGUGUAGUUCCCUUCCGUGUUUAUAAGGGUAUGUUCUCCUAUGGUAAAGCAUGCCCAUUAAUCCAAAAUGCACUAAUCUUGCAAAAUACACAAGAUUAUAAAAAAGAAAAACUGUAUUUAAUAUGUCCAACCACAAGUUAUAGUAACGACAAUACAAACUUAAAGAUAUUAACAAGAAAAACUAAAAUCUUGCUCUCUCAAGCUUUGGUUCAUUUGAAUGGUACACUACUUACAUCAGCAGGAGGAAGCUUUUGUUUGCAACCAUGUAUUUGACCCACUGCCCUUGAAACCUUCAGUUAAGCCUUUGAGCUAGCUGAGGUUGCAUUUUCACAGAAUCUGCAGGGAUGUCUUCCCUGCUUAUGGCCCUACAUGUUUCACUGUGCAUCAGAGUGAAUAAGCAAGAUCCAGUACAAAUGUUAUUAAAAAGGACAAUCUAAAUUAUUUCAAAGACAAAAAACUGCUGUGUGUCUCGUGUAGAGUCCUUUUUUUCUCCAUUUUUAAGUCAAGUCUACAUGUCAUGUCUGACAUAUGGCACUUAUGUAUAAAUGUAAAGUUUCUCUUACCCUGGACAACACUGUAUUCUGUGCUUUUAUAAAGUUUUUUUUAUUAUUAUAUUUGAUUUUUUUGGGCAAAGUGUUGUCCUGUUUUCCUUUUCUCUUGUUUACCGUGGUAUGUAUUGGCACCCCACUCCCACCCCCUUCCCCUUUUAAACCCUUCCUUCCUUGUUCUUUCAAUGUGUAUUAAACCAGUGAUGUUUGUGUUUUUUGCUGAUGGUUUCAUGAAAAUGAAAAAAAAAUAAAUGAAGAAAGACUUGUGUGUAGUUACAGAGCAGACCGUGGCCCUGCUGUCGCUGUCUCUGUUUUGAAAUGGAUAUGUGAUGUAAAAACACUAAAAUUCAUCAAAGAGGAUGGGUGCAUUUCAAAAAUGAAAAAAAAAAUAAAAAGGAUGUUGCUUUUCUGAA